Messenger RNA from Dufourea novaeangliae, 777 nucleotides. RefSeq lists its product as uncharacterized. Bases 1 to 777 code for a protein of 258 amino acids. The transcript is spliced from 4 exons. The record is from RefSeq and is a predicted model, not a curated record. Lineage: Eukaryota; Metazoa; Arthropoda; Insecta; Hymenoptera; Halictidae.
AUGGAGUUUUUGCUAAGAAAAGAAGAAAUCUCCCAAAACGAGCUUGUAAACACGCUCGAAAGAAAUGUAGCGAUCUUAAAGAUAGAAAACCGUUACAAUUUAAGAAUCAAUCAUGAAUUGGAAACGAAGCUCGUGCUGUUCCAUAACGUUUUACGCAAUCUUCUGGAUAAACUUGACUCUUUAUGGAAUUUAGCCGAAGCACGACAUCACGGGGGAAAUGAAAUAAAACAGUUUGCUGAUCAGAUUUCGAAUUCAUGGACUUCAAUUAGUCGACAGAUUUCUGAAAAAUAUUCUAAGAUUCAAAUGGCAAGUCGAACGUUGCAUGGAGUUCCAUUAUCAUUGUUAUUGGAUAAAGUUAAAAAAGAGGUAGUUUUACUGAAACUAUGUUUACAAGCUCAUGAUCUUCCUUGCAAUCAGGAAUAUAAGUUAAAAGGGUAUGAAUUAAUUACUGAAGUUGAAGAACUUAUAAAUAGUUUGGUAAAAUGUGAUUAUAAGUUACAACAGUAUUUAUCUAUAUCAAAUAUUAUUCCACAUAUUAGAAAACUAGAUUCAAUGGUGGAUAAAUAUGUCUCCAAUGUUGAAUUACUAUCUAUAAAAAAAUCAUUCUUGUCUGAUUUAAGUACUUUUUCAAUUCUUGUAAAACUAUUAACAGGUGAAUUAUUAGGGUAUGAACCUAUAGAUCCUAAUCAUAUUCUAAUAGAAAAUGUACCAAAGAAGCCAGUUUUCAUUAUAAAAAACAUUAAACGUAAAGGUACUUGCCCUUAUUAUCCAACAUAA